UGAAAAGAAAAAAUGAAGAAGAAAUAAUCUGCUUUAUUCCGUUGAUAUGAAGAUGCGUCGGCAACCACCAAAAAUUUUCCACCUGUUUCUUCUUUCACAAACAAAAGUACCUUAUAUUUUAUGCAAGCUUUCCAUUUGCCUCUGGCUUUAGUGCACACUGUAUAAUUUCACUCUAUUGACGGUGUAAUUUACGCUUUUUUUCUACUUUGCAACGUCAUUUGUGUUUUAUCAUGUCUUCCAAGGGGACGACGAUUAAAGAUGCAAUCACUCGAUUCGAGGAAAAAUACGAGUGCAAAGCAAACGAAGUCAGAUGGGUCAAACUAUACGCACAGAUUCCUCCUAUUGAAAAGAUGGAUGCUUCAUUGGCCUACCUAGCCCCUACGUGUGAACAACUCUCCCUCUCCACCAACUGCAUUGAGAAGAUAGCCAACCUCAAUGGAUUCAAACAUCUCCGCAUACUCUCGCUCGGCCGCAACAACAUCAAGGCUCUGUCUGGUCUGGAGGCAGUGGGCGAGACAUUAGUGGAGCUGUGGAUCAGCUACAACUUGAUUGAGAAACUGAAGGGAGUACAUGUGCUGAAGAAGCUGCAGAUACUCUACAUGAGCAACAACCAGGUCAAGGACUGGUCCGAGUUCCAGAGACUCAACGACAUUCCAGCCCUCAAGGAUCUGUUGUUUGUGGGCAACCCCCUGUAUGAGCGUGCAUGUGAGGAUGGGACUUGGAAGGAGGAGGCACUGCGGAGACUGCCUCAGUUGCAGAAGCUGGAUGGAAACCCAGUUGUGAGGUCAGAGGAGGAUGGGGAGCAAGCGGAGGGCGAAUCCAACAACCAAAUGAACUAGCUUAGAUCUGUACUUAUACAGCUCAAAAAUAAAGUUCUCCGCAGAGCAGUGACAGUUGUGAAAUUAAUCUAAUCAAUCAACAAUGCAUCAUACAAACAAUUUUCGCUUUUACCGUUCGGCAAGUAUAAAUGGUUGCGGAGUUGUUUCAAAAAUUUUAGAAAAUUGUGAAAAGGCGCCACUGAAUAGAGUAAAAACUGCAAGAAAA
This is a messenger RNA of Symsagittifera roscoffensis, 1044 nucleotides long. RefSeq names its product dynein axonemal light chain 1-like. The record is from RefSeq and is a predicted model, not a curated record. The transcript is spliced from 4 exons. Gene Ontology annotation, cellular component: cytoplasm. NCBI's taxonomy places the organism in Eukaryota, Metazoa, Xenacoelomorpha, Acoela, Convolutidae. Gene Ontology annotation, molecular function: alpha-tubulin binding; dynein heavy chain binding. The coding region runs from base 231 to 839 and encodes 202 amino acids. Gene Ontology annotation, biological process: outer dynein arm assembly.